Molecule: messenger RNA, 2070 nt
Organism: Peronospora matthiolae
Lineage: Eukaryota; Oomycota; Peronosporomycetes; Peronosporales; Peronosporaceae
Source: the annotation of a GenBank genome assembly
AUGGAGUCCACCGCUACGAAGGACGCGAGUUCGAACGGAUGCGAUGCCGCAACUUGGCGGCCACUCGCUGACAGCGAGUCCACGACGUUCCGCCACCAGACGGACCUCCCCAAGCUUCCCAUCCCUACGCUGGAGGAGACGUGCGGGCGCUUCUUGGCGUCCGUCGCAGCGCUGCAGACGCCAGAGGAGCAGCAGCUGACUGCGCGCAGCAUCGAGACGUUCCUGGCGAGUGACGGACCGCGUCUGCAGCAGCAGCUGCUGGACUAUGAGAAGGACAAAGUGUCGUUCAUUGAGGACUUUUGGUACGAGGCCUACCUCAACCACCGCAGCUCCGUCGUGCUCAAUGUGAACCCAUUCUUCGUGCUGGAGGACGAUCCGACACCUUCGCGCAACAAUCAGCUGUCACGGGCAGCAUCGCUCAUUCUGGGCGCUCUGAAAUUCGUCUACGCGCUGCGGAGGGGUACGCUUGAGCCGGACAUGUGGCGAGGCAACAUGACUCUCUGCAUGCACCAAUACAAGCGCCUCUUUGGCUGUGCACGCGUCCCGUCGGAUGGUGUGGACGACGUCAUGGUGGACGAGCUGUCGAAGCACAUUGUCGUGGUCUGUUGUAACCAGUUUUAUUGGUUUGACGUCAUUUGGAAAGAUGGGGUCACGGCAAUUACAGAGAGAGAGCUAUUGGCCAACCUGAAAGCUAUCCACGAUGACGCACUCAAGGCUGAUGAUGUCACAGCUGCGUCUACUGCUGUGGGCGUGCUUACAACAGAGCGUCGCUCGACGUGGGCGUGUCUGCGAGCCAAGUUGCAGCGCAAGAACAAGGACACGCUGGCCGUCAUUGACCGGGCUCUUUUUCUCGUGUGUCUGGAUACAACAGCACCUCUCGAUGCUGCGGCCUCUGCUGCUACAGUACUGCAUGGCACCUAUAACAUCACAAAGGAUGGUGUCCAAACAGGCACGUGUAUGAAUCGCUGGUACGAUAAAUUGCAGUUGAUCGUGUGCGAGAACGGUGUGGCCGGGUGCAACUUUGAGCACGCGUUUGUGGACGGCCACACGGUCCUCCGGUUUGUGUCGGACGUGUUCACCGACACGAUCAUCCGCUUUGCGCAGACGAUUCGUGCUGGCAACUAUGCCUUCUUAGAGGCGUCCUACCGUGCACCACAACUAUGUUCGGUUGAUGUGCCUGAUCGCCCACGCGUGCAGCCGCGCAAGCUCGAAUGGGUGCUGGACCGAGAGUUGCAAGAGGGCAUCAAGUUUGCCGAGGCGCAGCUGACCGACCUGAUGCUGCAAAAUGAGGUCAAGGUGCUCGAGUUCACGGCGUACGGCAAGCUGUUCAUCACCCAGCACAACAUGAGCCCGGAUGCUUUUGUGCAAAUGGCCUUCGUCGCAGCUUACUACUUCCAAUACGGGAAUGCGCCUUGUAUCUACGAGCCCGUGCUCACCAAACGCUUUUUACAUGGACGUACAGAGGCGGCACGAGCUAUGACAGUUGACGCCCUCAAGUUUGUGAAAGUGUUUUUCUCGGACAAGACUCCGCUCGAAAAGAUCGAAUCGCUGCGCAAGGCAAUCUCCACACACGUCAGCAAUGUGCGAAACUGUGCAGCUGGCAAGGGCCCCGAGCGUCACCUCUACGCUCUCGAGUGCCUGUGGCAACGCGAGAAGGCUGCUGACAGUACGAAGACACCACCAGCGCUGUUUGCAGACGAUGCAUGGCGCAAGCUAAAUCACUCGGUGCUGUCAACAAGCAACUGCGGCAACCCAAGUCUGCGCCUGUUCGGCUUUGGUCCCGUGGUGCAUGACGGAUUUGGCAUCGGCUACAUUAUCAAGGACGAGGGCAUUCAGUUCUGCGCAUCAUCGCGACAUCGCCAGACCGAGCGCUAUCUCAAGAACCUGGAGUCGUUCUUACUGCGUGUGCAGGACCUUCUAAUGCAUGAAGAGGAGAUCCGCUUUCCACACAGCACUGCCGCUAAGAAGGAGACGACAUUCAAAGGCUACGGGUUUUUCGACGACGGCGGCCAGCCCACAGAAGCCAAGGCUCGAGCAUCUAUUUCUGCCGUCGGUAAGCCACUCGGGUAG